GCUACAGAGCGGCCCUGUUCCGCAUCCGGAUCCUGCCGCUCAUAGCCUGGGCCGAUGGAGUCGGCUCCGGAGCCGGUGUCCGGCGGGGGCCGGGCGCGUGAAUGAGGAGCUCUGCGCGGCCGCUCUUUCCUGUCGCCUCGCGCCUCUCGCUGCGCCCGGAGGAGGAGGAGGACCCCGCGGAGGAUGCUGCCGGCCCUGGCCGCCCAGCGGAGGGGCUGGGGCUGCUUCUACCAGCUCCACCUGCUGCGGCGGAGGGGCCGAGGCCAGGCGGGGGGACCGCUCGCCCGGGCAGGCUGCCGCGGGUGGCAAGUUCCCCUUAAAUUUGGCAGUCUCUUGCCUGUGCUGCCAGGGAGUCGUCUGCCGGUUCAUUCAAGCCAAGUAAGAGUUUAUACCUCCGAUGGCCAGAAGGACCACACUGGGGCACAAGAUGCAAGCUCCUCAGCUGCUGAAGGCAGUGCGCAGAAAACAGCAACAGCUAGCAGUCCAACGCCACCUUUGCCGCAAACUCCGAUUCAAGUGAAAGUGAAAGCUGUACUUAAAAAGAGAGAAUAUGGACCAAAAUACAUGAAGAAUAACUUCAUCACUGGUGUCAGAGCAAUAAAUGAGUUCUGCCUUAAGUCCAGUGACCUAGAUCAGCUCAGGAAAAUCAGGCGGCGAAGCCCCCAUGACGACACAGAGGCUUUCACUGUGUUUUUGAGGACGGACGUGGAGGCAAAGUCUUUAGAAGUUUGGGGGAGCCCGGAAGCUCUUGCACGUGAAAGAAAAAGGCGUAAAGAAGCAGAAAUAGAAUACAGAGAGAAUUUGUUUAGAAACCAGAGGUUGUUGAAGGAAUACAAAGAUUUCCUAGGAGAAACUAAGCCACGUUCCAGCACGUCAACUAUGUUUCUGAGUGGACCAGGAAAAGUUGUCAUGGUUGCUAUUUGCAUAAAUGGCUUGAAUUUCUUUUUUAAGCUCCUUGCUUGGGUUUACACGGGUUCUGCAAGCAUGUUCUCCGAAGCCAUCCAUUCUUUAGCAGACACUUGCAAUCAAGCUUUACUAGCAUUGGGAAUCAGUCAGUCGGUGAGGACGCCAGAUCCCAGUCAUCCAUAUGGCUUCACAAACAUGCGCUACAUUGCAUCCCUGAUCAGUGGCGUUGGCAUUUUCAUGAUGGGCGCAGGGCUCUCAUGGUAUCACGGCAUCAUAGGUCUGAUGAAUCCUCAGCCCAUGGAAUCUCUUCUUUGGGCUUAUUGUAUUUUAGCAGGAUCACUGGUGUCUGAAGGAGCUACUCUUCUUGUAGCUAUAAAUGAAAUUCGAAGGAGCGCUCGGGCCAGAGAUGUAUCCUUCUACCAAUAUGUCAUGCAGGCUCGUGAUCCCAGCACAAAUGUUGUGUUGUUAGAAGAUACCGCAGCCGUUCUGGGCGUGACAUUAGCUGCUACUUGUAUGGGUCUGACUUCUCUUACAGGUAACCCAUACUACGACAGUCUUGGGUCCCUUGGUGUGGGGACACUGCUGGGAGCUGUAUCAGCCUUCCUUAUUUACACCAACACUGAAGCUCUGCUGGGAAGAUCCAUCCAACCUGACCAGCUACAGAAACUUACAGAGUUACUGGAAAGUGACCCUGCUGUAAGAGCCAUUCAUGAUGUUAAAGCCACAGAUAUGGGAAUGAGUAAAGUGAGAUUCAAAGCAGAAGUCGACUUUGAUGGACGGGUUGUUACUCGGUCUUACCUGGAGAAACAAGACAUUGAACAGCUGCUACAAGAAAUCCAGCAGGUGACGACUCCUGAAGACUUAGAGAAUUUCAUGCUGAAACAUGGCGAAAAUAUAAUUGACACGCUUGGGGCAGAAGUUGACCGGCUUGAGAAGGAGCUGAAGAAAUUGAAUCCUGAGGUGCGCCACGUGGAUCUGGAAAUACUGUAGUCUUCAUGGAAGCAGCUUUUAAAGUCUUCCGGAUCAGCCAAACUGAGGAACGGAGCAGCAUCUGAAACUGCUGGGAUCUCAAAAGAUGUCAUCACAUUUCAGCUUUCCGAUUCUCUCAGUGCUGGUUUUCCUCCCAGAGUGAACGGCUUCCUUUGAACUGGUUUUCCAGGACAGCUGGUUGCCGCCUGAAAGCGUAGCGGAGAGGAAUACUUGGGACUAGAAACUUUUAAUUUAAAUAAGUUAUUGAAAUGUCAGUUUCUGAAAAUGCACACUAUAUAAUUUGCUGCCCUAGGCCUAGACCAAGGUUUUGUAUCUCAUUUGCACAUUAGCUCUGAUGCAGCUGCUAUUCUUAAGCGUAUAUUAGAGUUCCAUGCCCAAUUUUAAAGGCUUCGCCCCUCCUUGAGUCAAAUGGCUGUGUUCCAAUUCUGUCGCCUUCUCUGGCUUUUCAUGUUAUGAACGUAAUGAGAAUUCUGUCCUUUCCCCCAGUAUCAUGAGCUGGUAACCUGUAGUGUUUUGAUGGUCCUUGACAAUUUGAUCAGACCCACUCGAGCGAUCCCAUUCGUUGUUCUAGAGCAAGCGUGCAGAGAGUAUAUGAGUAAAUAGAAACUUGUCCUAUGGCUCCUUCCUUACAUUAGCGUUGUGGUCCAAUAGUUGCUCCCACCAAAGCCUGCAAAUAUUCCACCUGUGGAAUUGGGGGAAAUGGCAUUGUUUUGUAGCCACUGCUGUGUUGCGUCUCCCUAAUAGUUCAGCCUAAUCCCCUGGAUGAAAGUUGCAGGUUUCACUUGGAAUGGUGUGGGGGGCAAUUGUGGGGUGGCAUCACCUUCUAUUCAGAAUCUUAGGGUGGUAUUGUUUUAUCAUCCAUUUGCUGUAGAACAUUUAGCAUGCUCUAAAAUGCAUUGAGGCUCUUUAUAAAGAGGCUCCAAAAUCCAAACAACUGUGCAACCAAUUCCAUACACCUAAGAUGACUUUAGACUUGUGUUUCUUAAACAGCAAACUGUUUUCAAAACAGAGGGUAAUUUAUAAAAAAACAGCUCCACAAUAAUUUAAUGCCUCUGCUUUUUGAAGAAGACACAGUCCAAAAUCCCUCUAGAACAGCACAAAGCAGAAUUGGAAGCAACCAUUCGGAUUCCAGCUAGAAUAUUUAUUGAUAACUUGCACUGCUUAUGUAGCUCUGAAUGGCAAGCUAUGGUUUAUAACAUGAAACUUCUCGUCUGUGGGGAAUAAAACAGUGACAGUUCACUUAAACGUAGAAAGUUCAGUACUGGGGCUUUGAAUGUUGUUUGCAAUGGGAGUCAGGAAGAAGCGGGAAUCCAGAUUGCAAGCUCUUGAGGCUGGGUGACAAUCCUGGCACUAUUUACCUUGGACGAAUUUUGUAAAAGUCAGAGGAAAUGUACUCUGAAGGUAAGUGGUAUAAGAGGGCUGUAACCUGUAUCAUUAGCAGAGGCUAAAACUGAACAUGUAUCAUGCAGGUUUGGGGCUGGUUCACACAGGCAUAUAUGCAUCACUCAGCACUCGGUUGUGUAAGCUUUGUUGCUAGGUAAUGUCAUGCAAUUUUAUCCGUCUUUAGUCCUGGAUCUGUGAUGACUUUUACAGAAAUGUGUCACCAUUUGAUGUCUGCAAACGUGAUGUGCACACACGUGCCAGCCAGCUCUCAGUAAGCGAAACUUCAGUGGUAAAGUUGCGUUGUAAGGGAGGUACUUUUAAAAAAUAGGAGUUGCUUAUUGGAAUGACUUUGGCCCGAAGGCUGAAUCCCCAGAUUCAGUGGCCUUGAUAGUGCCAUGGAACAAUGAUACAUAAACCUGCUGUGCAAAGCAAGAUAUAUGGAUAAUAAUAAUUUUUAAAACAACUGUGCUGGAAACCAAAAUGGAUCAGCAUUGGCUUACUUUCUAAAUUUAAAAUGUCGCUUUUUAAAGUAAACGUAACUUAUGCCAAUAAAGGCCAAUGACAAAAGUAAAUGUAACUUUGAACUAGCAUGCCUCUUGACAACAUGAAAAUUAACAACAGCAUGCAUUUUUAUGGUACUGUUUUGGAUUUUAGCUUUCAGAAAUGUACAUAUUGUAAUUAGUACGUAACGAUAACUUUAUUACAUAAAUUUAGAAGUAAAGGCGCUCUUUGGUUUUUUAAAUCUUGAUUUCUCAAGGGCAAUUUCUUAGUAAAUGCUUAAUUGCAGCUGAGUGUCCUCCUCACCCCCAAACUAUAUUAUGGGCAACCUGUUUUUCAAUGAUUUGCACUUCAAACAGGCAUCUUCCAGCAUACAGGGAGCUUCUCUGCACACACCUCUGGUAGAUGCAAAGGUUAAAGAGGUAUGCACAUGAAAACAAACAGAGAUGUAACAUUCAGGUACAUAUGCACAUCUAUUGAAUGGUUCUGUCUCCUGAGAGCGUCUUAUGGAUCAAGAGAAGUAUAGGGACAUUAAUUUCAAGGGAAGCUUCGUUUCCUCGCAAAGUGUGCUUCGAGUGGGUUUGCAAAUGGUUACUCACUUCGUUACACGUGGCAGGUAGGAAUCUCCUCUAGGCAAAUGGGCAGGGAAACUUAAAAGAAGUUGUUUGUUUUGGGUUCCAAGUAAAUGGAGGCAGACCAGGAUGAAUUGUCUGGGCUGCUACCCUUUGCAGACUUACUUGCAAGGCUGGCUUUAGACUUCAUACUAGAUUAAUAAUACAGUUACAAAUGUGAUUGUUAAAAAUGUAACUUAGUGCUCUGUUUAAAGGUAAGGUGUAAAUAUCUGUAUAAAUUUUAAUAGACAGUGAAUUCUUAUUUGUAGUGCACUGUAAUCAAUCAGUAGUGGCCUUUGAUCUCCUGCUGGUGAGUGGUCUUCUCCUGCGCUUGUGAACCUCUAGAUGUUUUGAACUGCAUUGGCCCCAGCCAGCACAGCAUGUUCUGAUCUGUAAAGGUUGGCCCUUCAGUGGUUCUCCAAGUGUGGGGCAGGUUGUUCUUAGUGAUGUGCCUGAGCAAGGGUGCAAAAAGUGCCUGGGAGGGGAUAGGAUUGGGAAGCAGCUAGAGCAGGGUUUCCCAAAUUUGGGUCUGCAACUGUUUUUGGACUAUGGUUCCCAUUAUCCCUGACCACUGGUCCUGCUAGAUAGGGUUGAUGGGAGUUGUAGUCCAAAACCAGCUGGAGACCCAAGUUUGGGAAACCCCUGAGCUGGAGUGUCCUCCUUGCAUAGGCCAAGACUAGAGUGCGCUGAAUAGCUGUUGAAAUGAGAGCCACCUUUUACUCUCAUUGGGAUUAUGGGAUAAAUGCUCCUCUCUUGUCUCAACAUCUCAACCUGCCUUGGGAAGAAGAGAGUCUGCUUGGGUAGAAGUGUCCCUGCUCAUUCUAUCCCUAUUCUAAUCUGUUGGGUAAAGAUUCCACUCCACAAAUCCUUGCUUGCAGUAAAAAGUUGCACACAACUGCAUUUAAGUAUCUGCACAUGCCUCACCAUGGAAGAGAUGGUUGAUGUAGUACUGACAUCUGAAUGAAACAAACAAUAAGGAGGGGGGAACCCUCUGAUAUUUGCGAACAGUAAUCUUCUGAUGGUCAUGCAUCUCAUGUCCAAACCACUGUGAAAUAGAAGUUUGCACUUUUUUUUUUGCAAAUGUUGAGCAGUCAUGAUACUGGCAAUCCACUUUUCAUGGAAUUAAUUGUGUACUGGCAUAAUAAUGGAAAGAAUGUUUAUUCGGGAUUCUCUUGAGUUGUUCUUUAUGAUGCACAAUGAGCACUGGCCCAAGAUCUACAGAAUAUUUUUUUAUAGACUGUAUGCAGAACUGGGGUUGUAUUUGGUACUUGUAUGUUUGUCUUCUGCUUUGUGGUCUUAGCUCUUUGAGAAUGCCACUCUUUGAGCUGUUAAGGUGUGAUCCUUUUUGUCUACCUUUUUAUUGAUGCCAUGAAUGGUUCUGAUGUUGUAGGGCAAGCAAGGCUAACCUGUGGUCCUCUAGAUGUCGCGGAAUGCCAACAAAACAUCAUCCCUUCCGGCAUGGCCACUAGCAAGGGAUGAAGGGGCUGUAAUCCAACAGCAUCUGGAGAACCACACAUUCUGCAUCUCUGUUAUAGAAGCCUGAAGAGCCUUGGGUUAGGCAGCAGAAUGUCAAGUGGGGCAAUGGUGGAACCUGAGAAUUGGAAUCUUGAAGGCUAUGAGCAACUGCAGCUAAACAGCAUAAAUACUGGCUCAAUGCCAUGAGUUUUUCAAUGACAUCUUGUGAGCAGUUCUGGAGAUUUUGGAUGGAUGAUACCUGAAUUUUUUGAUAUUGCACGUCACAGCGUAAUUUCCUGGGUAUAAUAUUUUAACAAGAUAUUUCCCAACCGUCUGUGAAAACUGUUAACGCAGUAUUGUAGCUAGUAUAGUUAACUAGAUUGACAAGUUUUUGUGCUUUUGGUUUGAAAACAACAACAGAGAGUCCUGUGGCACUUUAAAACACAUUAUUAUAAUGGCAUACCGUUUCAUGGACUCCAGUCCACUUCAUCACACAUUUUUGGUUUGCUUUCAUGAAUGCAUUCGAUGUGGUUUCUAUGCAAAAGUAUUUUAUGAAGACACACCUUGAUUUUUCUUUUUCUCCCAUCUGUGUACCAAUCAUGGCAGCCAGACCAAAUUUCAGGAUAUGUAUUUAUGUUUUUAAGCCAAACAAGCUUCAUCUGGUGUACUGAAGACAUGGAAUAAAAUGGUGAAUCUGCAGAUA
Messenger RNA from Podarcis muralis (Common wall lizard), 6546 nucleotides. It is a transcript of the gene SLC30A9, whose product is annotated as solute carrier family 30 member 9. NCBI's taxonomy places the organism in Eukaryota, Metazoa, Chordata, Lepidosauria, Squamata, Lacertidae. Gene Ontology annotation, biological process: intracellular zinc ion homeostasis; transmembrane transport; zinc ion transport. The record is from RefSeq and is a predicted model, not a curated record. Gene Ontology annotation, cellular component: membrane; endoplasmic reticulum. Gene Ontology annotation, molecular function: monoatomic cation transmembrane transporter activity.